AUGGGCUGUCUCCCUUCCCGUCGUCCUACACUCGACACAGAGAAGAUGCUCAGUGAGGCAGUGAUGACCUACUGGACCAAUUUCGCCAAGACAGGAAACCCGAAUGAGCCCCGGAAUCAGACGUCACUACACGCCGAGCAGGUCACCAACAGAUUCAUUGACCUACUGUGGCCAAAGUAUGUCAAGGACAAGCAGGAUUACUUGCAUAUAGGCAGAAGACCCAGCAUCCGCCAUCAUUACCGAUCUCAAAAACUGGCCCUUUGGUUUGAUCUUAUUCCCAAAAUCGACAGAGAUGACGGCUCAGAAAGAUCGUCUCAUCUACUGGACAACUCAGACAACGCCUCAACCUUUGAUGACUACCAUCGUCUGAUCCCUAACUUUGACAACAUCUUCCCUUCCCCACCGCCAAUGCCUCCAGUGUGGCCAACCCCUUUGAGCAGCUCCAUUGAACGCUCUUCGACUACACACAGAUUUUAUCCACAUGUAACAGACGAAGACAUUGAACCAAUGGGGCAUAGCAGAGAUGGCAAUAUUCCAAAGGGUCAGCAUCAAAGCAGUCAACGUAGCGAAGAUGAUGGUGUUACAACUGAGCCUUCUGAAUCGAUUGGAAGAAGUAAAUCUGCCGCAGGUGUUCCUUUGAGCAUUGUGGUUGCUAUUGGAGGUUCUCUGCUACUGAUUAAUAUUAUCAUCUUUGCUGGGUUGUGUUAUCAAAGGGAAAGAAUAAAGAAAUUACGACAUAUCAACAAGCCUUUAUCUGCUGCUGAAUUAGACUUCGAUCAUGCAAGGUUUCGAAGAGUGGAGUCAAAUCAAAGUUCUCCAUGUCCAGUUAUUGACGAUGGCCUAGGCCAUGAGUGUGUAAGCCUAGUUUCUGGUGCCUCUGCCCAUCAGCACGUGUCGCCCAUGAAACCACCACACCAUGGAAAUACACACGUCCACAAUCCUAGUCCACAGAUCAGCAUGCACAGCCGAAGGGGUCAUUCUCAGCCUCGAGCUACGCCGCCCCUGGAGCCUGUAACGUGUAACUACAGCGCCUUGCCAACAAAUGUAACUUCCCCUGUGCAUAGAACACACAUAGGCGUAUCAAAGGUUGCAGUUCCGUUAACUCAGGGCACAGAUGUGAAUGUUAACAAUAAGAUUCAUGUGCCUACGGACGGUUCUCAUAAGGCAGCUGGCGAAACUAGCGGCAGCGUGGGCGGUGGCGGAGUGAUUGGCAGUGGGGGUGUAAGUACUUUUACCAGCGGAUUUCCUUAUACGGGAGGACGUAUCGGAAACACUGGAGCUAGCGGUACGACGCCAGCCUCUGCGAUAGUUGGAAGCAACGCCACAACAACUUCCGUAGCCACAUCUGCUGGUGUCACAAUCACUGCUGCUCCGAGCCUUGGCACCAGUGGUGAUCCAUUGUAUAAGACCAUCAAUAAAUCCGGCCAAAAUAAUGCUGCUACAACAGUCUAA
Messenger RNA from Candidula unifasciata, 1452 nucleotides. Lineage: Eukaryota; Metazoa; Mollusca; Gastropoda; Stylommatophora; Geomitridae. The record is from the annotation of a GenBank genome assembly.